GUCAUUCUUUAAUAAGAGAACUGUACUGCAGUGCCCGAUGAAAUUACAAGCGCCUAUUUUAAAUUACAGCAGUUUAUAGAAAAUAAAAUAUAAAUAACGUUGUCGAUAUUCAAAUAACUUUCAAAUUAACCAAGUGAUUCUUUAUGUCAAAAAUAAUUCGUCUUCAGUUUAUACUUGAGUAAAUUUAUUAAAAAAAUAAUAUAAUGAGAAAUAGCGGAUUGGUUUUGUUCGCAUGUGCUGGUUUGUUGCUUAGUGGCGGCGCUAUUCUCGGCGGAUCGACGGCAUGGAGUCUCCUACGCAUGUCAUAUUACUUCUGGACAUCUGACCUGGGAGUGGAGCUGGGUUCCAACGUGCUAUUUAUUACGGGUGCCAUGCUAUGUUUACCAACGUGUUGGCUUUCCACCUUGGUGCCUUAUCAUACGAAAUCGAUGACGCUUAUGGCAACCCUGAUGGGCUUAGUGACGGUUGCUAUGAUGAUGCUGUCCAUGGGAAUGUCCACAAUCACAGGACUGUCGCGAGCGGUGCGGGAACCUACCGCCCUCAACACCAGCAUGCUGCGAGCGAUGACGUUCGACGCCUUCGACCCUUCAGUCAGGAGUGCCUUCAGUGCAAUGCAAAUUGAAUUGAGGUGCUGCGGAGUGCAAUCGUACUUGGACUGGUACCAGCAUCGCCGUACAUUGCCGCCAGCUUGCUGUGGUCGAGUAUGGAACGGAAAGCGUGGCGACCAGUGCGACAUACCUUUAUACGGGACUGGCUGUCUACGUCCUGCACUCGCUGAGCUACGCCGACACAUUAACGCACUGUCCGCUCUCGCCUCCGCCAUAAUUAUUGUCAUGGGUGUGACACUGUUUACCACUGCCUACCUAUUGGUGACGAAUGUGGUAGAGCGCAACGAGGCGCGCAUCUUCAAGCCUCCGCAACCUCUACGCAUUGCCUGCCUCGGAGCUCACUCUCCUCUGGUAUCGCUUACCUCGCCUGCUGCACUCCCUACCCCACAAAUGUAAAAGAAUAUCGUAGCUUGUACUAUAUUGGUUGUUUAUCAUGUCUUAUAAGAUGUAAUUUAUUGAAAAUUGAAUUAUUGUGAUUGAAUUUCUUUAAUAUUAGGUAUCACAUUGUAAUCUAAUUUUGA
Molecule: messenger RNA, 1129 nt
Organism: Achroia grisella
Lineage: Eukaryota; Metazoa; Arthropoda; Insecta; Lepidoptera; Pyralidae
Exons: 7
Coding region: 204-1004 (266 amino acids)
Cellular component (GO): membrane
Source: RefSeq, a predicted model, not a curated record